Messenger RNA from Leucoraja erinaceus (little skate), 1558 nucleotides. RefSeq names its product zinc finger protein 664-like. Gene Ontology annotation, biological process: regulation of transcription by RNA polymerase II. NCBI's taxonomy places the organism in Eukaryota, Metazoa, Chordata, Chondrichthyes, Rajiformes, Rajidae. Gene Ontology annotation, molecular function: RNA polymerase II cis-regulatory region sequence-specific DNA binding; DNA-binding transcription factor activity, RNA polymerase II-specific. The transcript has a single exon. The record is from RefSeq and is a predicted model, not a curated record. The coding region runs from base 16 to 1311 and encodes 431 amino acids.
UCGUUGGAGUACCACAUGGCGGGGCACAACAAGGAGAAGCGAUAUGAGUGCGACGUGUGUGGCAAGGCCUGGCAGUGCCCAAGCAAGCUGGAGAUCCACCGGCGGGUGCACACGGGAGAACGCCCAUUUGACUGCUCGGAGUGCGGCAAGAACUUUGCCAGCUACUACAACCUGCUGCGGCACAACCGCGUGCACUCCAGUGAGAGGCCCUUCACCUGCUCGGACUGCGGCAAGAGCUUCAAGACGGCAAUGGUCCUGAAGAGACACCGGCGGGUGCACACGGGCGAGGGGCCCUAUGGCUGCUCCACCUGCGGCAAGAGCUUUGCCCGGUUGGCGUGGCUACGGCGGCACCGGCAGGUGCCCAGCAGUGAGUGGCCCUUCACCAACUCCGACUGUGGCAAAGGCUUUAAGUCGUCCACGAACCUGAAGGUGCACGGGCGCCUGCACACCGUGGAACGGCCCUUCACCUGCAGUGACUGCGGCAAGGGCUUUACCCAAGCCAGCAGUCUGCUGGUGCACCAACGCAUCCACACUGGCGUGUGGCCCUACACCUGUGUCCAGUGCGGUAAGGGCUUCACCCAGUCCAGCAACCUGCUGCAGCACCAGCGCACCCACACCGGCGAGCGUCCCUACACCUGCGCCCAGUGCAGCAAGGGCUUCAUCCGCUCCACCAGUCUGCUGUCCCACCAGCGGGUGCACGCCGGCAACCGUCCUGUCCCCAUCCCGGUGUGUGGAAAGCGCUUUGCCAUGGCCUCCCACGCCCUGAUCACCAGCAUGUGCACACCAGUGGCCAGCCCUACGACUGCCCGUACUGUGGUGAGGCGUUUGGCAGCUCACGGGGGCUGCGGCAGCACCGGCGGUCCCACGUCGGCGAGCAGCUGCUCCCACUGUGACAAGAGAGCAUGGGGGCUGCGGGAGCACCAGCGGAUACACACCAGAGAGAGACCCUUUGUGUGCGCUGAGUGUGGCAAGGGUUUCACCCGCAUGUCCAGCCUGUGGCAGCACCGGCGUACCCACAGCGGUGAGUGUCCCUUCCCCUGCCCGUCCUGUGGUAAGGGCUUCACCCGCCUUGACCACCUGCUGGAGCACCGGCGAGUCCACACUGGCCAGCGCCCCUUCACCUGCCCGCUCUGUGGCAAGGCCUUUGCCCGCUCCUCCAGCCUGCUGGCACACCGCCACGUGGAUAGGCACUGUUUAGGUAAACACAAAAUGCUGGAAGGAAUGGGUAACGUUUCUGGUCGAGACCUUCCUCAGUCUCGACCCGAAAUGUCACCCAGUCCUUCUCUCCAGAGAUGCUGCCUGUCCCGCUGAGUUACUCCAGCAUUUUGUGUCCUUUUUUGUAAACCAGCAUCUGCAGUUCCUUGUUUUUAAACCAUUCUGGUUAACCAUCUCUGCACCUUCCCCAAAGCCUCCACAUCAGUCCUGUAAUGGAGUGACCAGAACAGUAUGCAAUACUCCAAAUGCUACCUGACUAAUGUCCCUUAAAGCUGCACAUUUACAUUCCUCUCUCCUUAUCUCACAUCCUUUUAUCUAAUUUUCCCUCGCUCUGUCACUUACU